Messenger RNA from Nicotiana tabacum (common tobacco), 861 nucleotides. Lineage: Eukaryota; Viridiplantae; Streptophyta; Magnoliopsida; Solanales; Solanaceae. The record is from RefSeq and is a predicted model, not a curated record.
AUGAAAGGAGACUUGACAUGGUAUUUGCUUUUGCCCAAGUAUUCCAUAGACUCUUUUGAGAUGCUCGCAGAUUCUUUCAUCAAGGCCUAUGCUGGGGCCAAAAAGGUACAUGCCCGAAAGACUGAUAUAUUCAGGAUUGCACAAGGAGAGUCCGAGCUGGUCCGAGAGUUUGUAACCAGAUUCCAGAAGGAAAGGAUAUUGUUACUGGUCGUACCGGAUGAAUGGGCGUCUAAAGUGUUCACCAAAGGACUGAAUCCGAGAAGCUCCAUCGCUUCCCAAAAAUUGAAAGAAAGUUUUCUCGAGUUCCAGGCAACAACUUGGGAAGAUGUUCACAAUCGGAGUCAGUUUUUGCCCUAUGAACGGGCUAAAGGACGUGGAAGAGGCUUCCGAUCGGCGAAUAGAUUCUCUAUCGAUAGGAGAGUUGAUCGUUGCCGAACUAACAGGUCGUUACGGGACAAGAAACCAUCAGCUUCUCGAGAUAUAUCCUACCCCAGGCUUUCCAAAUACAACUUUAACGUUAGUGUAGUGGAGCUGGUAUCGGCUAUGAGGAACAUUAAAAAAGCAAGGUUCCCGAAGACAAUGAGGUCAAAUCCCAUCCAAAAGGAUCCUAACUUGUGGUGUGAAUACCAUGAGACAAACGGUCACCGGACUGGGGACUGCCGAAAUCUGCGUGACGAGGUGGAGCCAUCGUUGAAAAAUGGCCAUAUCAGGGAAUUCAUAAGUGACUGGGCUAAAAACAACUACGAUCGCAAUCGCGACAAUGUGGAGCCUAUAAAAACAGGAGAAGAUGCCCUGCGCCAGAUGAUCAACAUGAUUUUCGGAGGGAAUGAGAUUGACGGGGUUAUAUUUUUUGCGGCAUAA